Molecule: messenger RNA, 2007 nt
Organism: Marchantia polymorpha subsp. ruderalis
Lineage: Eukaryota; Viridiplantae; Streptophyta; Marchantiopsida; Marchantiales; Marchantiaceae
Source: the annotation of a GenBank genome assembly
GUGAAGGAAGUUGGGGAGGAGGACGGGAAGGGGAGGGUUUUGCCCAUGGACAGGGAAUGGCAGCAAAGGAAGGAAGCGAAGGAAAACAAUCACGGACACUUGGUUGUUUGUGCGAGAGGAGAACAAGCAUUUGCGUUCUAGGACCGGCAUUUCUUUUCUUGUUUCUCAGAGGCGGAAAGUUUUGAUCGCUUAUGGUGGAGAUAGCAGCAGAGAGUUAGCGCGUGAGUUGAGAUUGACCUGCCGAGGGAGUCUGAGGAGGGCGAGGAGGAGGUGGAUUGAGCAAUGGGGGUCGUUGCUGCUGCAAGUGGAGUUCUCGCAUGCUGCAAUGCUGCUGCUGCUGGUCUUGUGUCGUCGCCGAGGAGCUCCAAGGCUUUGACGCCUCUGGCGCCUUCCCAGAUUCGCGGAGCUCCUUUGAUUUGUCGACUUUCAGUCGUUCGCUUGCAUUCUGAGAGACGCGGUGAUUAUUCUCAUCGUGGAAAGAUCGUGUGCAAAAGCUCUACUGCGACGCAAAAUGAUGCUUCUGUGUCUCAGUCUCAAGCCGGCCAAGGAGUCAAGCAUUUUCUUCACAUCGAUGAUUACGACAACAAAACUAUAAUGAAUAUUCUUGAGAGGGCCGCGGAGGUGAAGGCUAAGCUAAAAAGUGGUGAUAGAAGUUUCAAGCCCUUUGCUGGGAAAACUAUGGCCAUGAUCUUUACCAAGCCAUCCAUGAGGACUCGAGUAUCUUUUGAAACAGGCUUUCAUCUCCUUGGAGGUCACGCCAUCUACUUGGGACCUGAUGACAUACAGCUGGGAAAACGGGAAGAAACCAGAGAUAUUGCCCGUGUUCUGUCAGGAUACAACGAUGUGAUCAUGGCCCGCCUGUUUGCACACAAGGACCUCAUUGAUCUGGCUAAGUUUGGUAGCGUGCCGGUCAUCAACGGGUUGACAGAUUACAAUCAUCCAUGCCAGAUAAUGGCUGACGCAUUGACUAUUAUUGAACACAAAGGCUACAUCGACAACAUCAAGGUCGUGUAUGUCGGAGAUGGAAACAACGUUGUACACUCUUGGUUGCGGUUUGCAGCGGUCGUCCCUAUCCACUUUGUUUGUGCUUGCCCACGAGGUUUUGAACCCGAUCCAACAACUGUUGAGCAAGCGAGGGCGAAAGGUGCGAAGAUCGACAUAGUGAAUGAUCCAAUGGAAGCCGUCAAAGGAGCAGAUGUGAUUUACUCCGAUGUAUGGGCUAGUAUGGGUCAAAAGGAAGAGGCUGCGUUAAGAAUGCAGCGAUUUCAAGGCUUUCAGGUGAACGAGAAAAUGAUGGAGCAGGCAGGCCCCCAGGUACUCUUUAUGCACUGUUUACCUGCGGAAAGAGGGGUGGAGGUCACUGAUGGUGUAAUCGAAGCACCCAACUCUAUCGUGUUCCCGCAGGCCGAGAACCGCAUGCACGCUCAAAAUGCUGUCAUGUUACACGUUCUUGGAGCUUAAUCUAUUCUCCAAGCCUACAUGAGUGCAAACUCAUUGUGUUUCAUUGUCCUAUGGGGCCUGGUAUCAUGAGCUUGUUCUUCUCAAUGAUGACGGUACCUGCUGUUAGUGGAAUCCCCACUCCCAUAUGCUGCCUUAAAAGUUUUUGUACCUUUAGUUGGGUCCAACUUAAUAUGUGAAGGAGAAAUAUACAUGCCUUUUGAAAAGAGCAGGUCUUUGUUUAAGUAGAGGUACUUGAAACAGUAGGCACGUGUUACACAGAUCAUCGUCACUGAAUUAUCCCGUAAAUAGGAGAGGAAGAGAGAAGAGUGACAGACGGUUCCAAAUUGGGAGCUGUCACUCAAGCGGAAGUCAGCAGUCACUUUGGAGCACUAGUCUUUAGAGAAGUUUUGUGAAUAGUGAACCUAGACCUGAAGGUUCACCUGUGUAUUAUGGACGAUCAAACUAUCUUUGGCAAGUUCUGCAGGAGCUUUUUUCUCUGUGCUGCCCCUUCAUUUGGGAUCAAAGUUACACGAACAUCAGACUGUCAGCUUGAACUCAAGGUUUUCC